AUGGUGAUGAGGGCCUUCGUCCUGUUGGCUGUCUUUGUAGAAGCCUCAGCGAAAUCAUGCACUCCGAAUAAAGCAGAUGUCAUCCUCGUGUUUUGUUAUCCCAAAACCAUCAUCACCAAAAUCCCCGAGUGUCCCUAUGGGUGGGAAGUACACCAGCUGGCGCUCGGCGGGGUGUGCUACAACGGGGUCCACGAAGGAGGUUACUACCAAUUUGUGAUCCCAGAUUUGUCACCUAAAAACAAGUCCUAUUGUGGAACCCAGUCCGAGUACAAGCCCCCCAUCUACCACUUCUACAGCCACAUUGUUUCCAAUGACAGCACAGUGAUCGUGAAGAACCAGCCUGUGAACUACUCCUUCUCCUGCACCUACCACUCCACCUACUUGGUGAACCAGGCUGCCUUUGACCAGAGAGUGGCCACUGUUCACGUGAAGAACGGGAGCAUGGGCACAUUUGAAAGCCAAUUGUCUCUCAACUUCUACACUAAUGCCAAGUUCUCCAUUAAGAAAGAAGCCCCUUUUGUCCUGGAGACACACGAAAUCGGGUCAGAUCUGUUUGCAGGAGUAGAAGCCAAAGGGUUAAGUGUUAGGUUCAAAGUGGUUUUGAAUAGCUGCUGGGCCACACCCUCAGCCGACUUCAUGUAUCCCUUGCAGUGGCAGCUGAUCAACAAGGGCUGCCCCACAGAUGAAACAGUCUUUGUGCAUGAGAACGGGAAAGACCACAGGGCGACCUUCCAAUUCAAUGCUUUCCGGUUCCAGAACAUCCCCAAACUCUCCAAGGUCUGGUUACACUGCGAGACAUUCAUCUGUGACAGUGAGAAGCUCUCCUGCCCGGUGACUUGCGACAAACGGAAGCGCCUCCUCCGGGACCAGACAGGGGGCGUCCUGGUCGUGGAGCUCUCCCUCCGCAGCAGGGGAUUCUGGAGCCUCUACAGCUUCUCAGAUGUUCUCUACCACCUCAUCGUGAUGCUGGGGAUUUGCGCCGUCUUGUAGGAGCCAGCCUGGCAGGCUGUGGUGGCUCCUGCAUUCAAGGUCAGC
Artibeus jamaicensis (Jamaican fruit-eating bat) is the source of this 1035-nucleotide messenger RNA. RefSeq names its product tectorin beta (gene TECTB). The record is from RefSeq and is a predicted model, not a curated record. Gene Ontology annotation, cellular component: cell surface. NCBI's taxonomy places the organism in Eukaryota, Metazoa, Chordata, Mammalia, Chiroptera, Phyllostomidae. The coding region runs from base 1 to 990 and encodes 329 amino acids. The transcript is spliced from 10 exons.